This is a messenger RNA of Fraxinus pennsylvanica, 465 nucleotides long. NCBI's taxonomy places the organism in Eukaryota, Viridiplantae, Streptophyta, Magnoliopsida, Lamiales, Oleaceae. The record is from the annotation of a GenBank genome assembly.
AUGAUCUCCUUGAGGAGAGUAACGUCGUGCAAUGGAGUAAAGGAUGAUUGGUCAGAGAAUAUGGUCAUGAUGGUGGACAUAGCCAUGGAAGAGGCUCGAAAGAUAAAGAAGGUGAUGAUGGGACAAUCCUCGACGACAAUAUCGACCCUUGCAUCAUGGGGAUUCAAUUUAAGGCCCCUCUAUCCCAACAAAGAGCCGAAUAUCCGGAUUUCUCCCGUCCUAAGAUCCCUUCCUAUGGCGAAAAAAUCAAUUAUUUUAGCGGCGGCUGGGUACAGCGUUUCUUCUCUGAUCUUCAGAUUCCCGCCGAACUUCGUGCGGCAGCUGAGCGACAAGGGUAUAAGGAACUGUAGCAACAUCGGUGUGGCGUCGCCUUCGUGGUCGAAGCCGCCUCUGUCGCCAUGGCGCCAGUUUAUUAGGUGUCUUAAGCGAUUUUUUAGAGGUUAUAUAUUUAUUAAUAUCAUCUAA